UAUUCUAUGUAGUAUAAUCAAAAUGGAACCUCAAGAGAACGAUCCCGAGGAAAAGCCCAAAUCUGCCCCUUUGAAUGAGAUUGAAGUCAAAAUUCUAAAAUCUUACGGUGUAGGACCUUAUGUUGCUCCGAUAAAAUCAGCUGAUCAUGACAUCAAGGAAACAAUUUCAAGAAUUAACAAACUAUCUGGUGUUAAGGAAAGCGACACAGGCCUUAACCCUUCCCACAUGUGGGAUUUAACAUUAGACCAGCGGUCUUUACAGGAAGGUGCGCCGCUCCAAGUAGCUAGGUGUACUAAUAUCGUUAAUCCUGGGACUCCACAGGCAAAGUAUAUAAUUAAUGUGAAGCAGAUUGCUAAAUUCGUUGUGGGUCUUGGUGAAAAGGCUGCCGCUACCGAUAUCGAAGAAGGAAUGAGAGUUGGCGUUGACCGAAACAAAUAUAAAAUUCAAAUUACCCUCCCUCCAAAAAUUGAUCCCUCUGUCACAAUGAUGACUGUUGAAGAAAAACCGAACAUAACUUACAAUGAUAUUGGUGGUUGCAAGGAUCAGCUGGAAAAACUUAGAGAAGUUGUUGAAUUACCCUUGCUACAUCCAGAGAGAUUUGUAGCACUUGGAAUAGAUCCACCAAAUGGAGUUUUAUUGUAUGGGCCACCGGGAACUGGAAAAACACUGACAGCUAGAGCUGUAGCCAAUCGCACAGACGCUUGUUUUAUUUGUGUAAUCGGGUCUGAACUCGUUCAAAAGUAUGUUGGAGAAGGAGCUAGACUAGUUCGUGAAUUGUUUCAAAUGGCAAGAUCUAAGAAGGCCUGCAUCCUAUUUAUUGAUGAAGUAGAUGCAAUUGGCGGUUCCAGGGGAGAUGAAUCAGCCCAUGGUGAUCACGAAGUACAAAGAACCAUGUUGGAAAUCGUAAAUCAACUGGAUGGAUUUGAUGCAAGGGGAAAUAUCAAAGUACUAAUGGCUACAAACAGACCAGAUAUAUUAGACCCCGCUCUUUUACGUCCAGGUCGUAUUGAUAGGCGCAUAGAAUUUGGGUUACCUGAUCUAGAGGGUCGUAAGCAUAUUUUGAAGAUACAUUCCAAGACCAUGAGUGUCGAUAAGGACAUCAGAUAUGAACUCUUGGCUAGGCUUUGUCCAAAUAGUACUGGUGCAGAUCUGAGAAGUGUUUGUACUGAGGCUGGAAUGUUUGCAAUUAGGGCCAGAAGGAAGAGCAUCUCAGAAAAAGAUCUUAUUGAAGCGAUCUCCAAAGUAAUCAAGGGAUAUAAAAAGUUCUCUGCCACAGGAAGAUAUAUGGUUUACAACUAAGAAAACUCAC
Molecule: messenger RNA, 1310 nt
Organism: Theileria equi strain WA
Lineage: Eukaryota; Apicomplexa; Aconoidasida; Piroplasmida; Theileriidae
Product: 26S proteasome regulatory subunit 7, putative
Exons: 7
Coding region: 23-1300 (425 amino acids)
Biological process (GO): proteasome-mediated ubiquitin-dependent protein catabolic process
Cellular component (GO): proteasome regulatory particle, base subcomplex
Molecular function (GO): ATP binding; proteasome-activating activity; ATP hydrolysis activity
Source: RefSeq, a predicted model, not a curated record